Molecule: messenger RNA, 3169 nt
Organism: Acipenser ruthenus (sterlet)
Lineage: Eukaryota; Metazoa; Chordata; Actinopteri; Acipenseriformes; Acipenseridae
Gene: fbxl15
Product: F-box and leucine-rich repeat protein 15
Exons: 5
Coding region: 146-1003 (285 amino acids)
Molecular function (GO): protein binding
Source: RefSeq, a predicted model, not a curated record
CCAAAAUAGAGAUGCACGCAAAUCCGGAAAGCGGUGCUUAUAUUUUUCAUUGCGUUACAGUACAAAAUCCAGUCCGGUGAUCUGUGUUAGCUGAGAUGGAAGGAAGCGCGAGCUGCAGGUAACUAAAAGAUGCAACAUAGCAGGCAUGCGGUAUCAGCUCUUGGACUUGCCAUGGGAGGAUGUUCUAGUGCCACAUGUGCUCUGCUUCUUACCAAUGCACCACCUAAUGAUCUUGCAGAGAGUUAGCAAACAGUUUCAAGCCCUCAUCCAGGUCUACUUGGCCAACUGUCGCUCUUUUGACCUCUCUCAGGUUGGUCCUUGCAUCCCCAAGCAGGCAUUUUGUAACAUGCUGAGGGACAACAAAGUUCUCCAGAACUUGACACUCCAGAAUUGUUCUGAAUGGGUGACAGACAAAGAGCUGCUUCCUGUGAUUGGUCAGAAUCACCACCUGCAGCAGAUUGACAUGAACGGAUGUGACAGGCUGAGCCGCCAGUCUCUGGUGGCUGUUUCUCUCAGCUGUGCCCACCUAAAACACCUGUCCCUGGCACACUGUGAGUGGGUUGACAGCCUGUCCCUCCGCAGCCUGGCAGACCACUGCGUGGGGCUGGAGUCCAUCAACCUGACUGCCUGUCGGCAGCUCAAAGAUGAGGCCGUCUGCUACCUGGCCAGGAAGUGCCUCAAGCUGAAGUCGUUGUCAGUGGCAGUCAAUGCAAAUAUCAGCGAUGUCUCUGUAGAGGAGGUGGCCAAGAACUGUCCUCAAAUGGAGCACCUGGAUCUCACUGGAUGCCUUAGGGUCAGGAAUGAGUCCAUCAGGACUGUAGUGGAGUACUGUACUAAGCUUCAAUCUCUAAAGGUGAACCACUGUCACAAUAUCACAGAGACCACUUUAGGUUUGCUCCGGAAGAGAGGUGUGGAGAUAGAUGUGGAGCCUCCUCUACAGCGAGCACUGGUUUUGCUGCAGGAUGUUGUUGGAUUUGCUCCCUUCAUAAACCUCCAGAUCUAACCAGAAUUCUCUAGGUUAUCAAGUGAAGUACAGCAAUUGAAGAUUCAUUCAUUUCAAAAGAUGAAAGUUAUUUGUGCUGGCACAGGAGUAGAAAAUAAUGUGACUUGUUAAAAAUGUACUCUCACUAGUAAAUAUAGUACAAAUGUACAGAAUAGUUACUCCACCGCAGACUGGAGUUGGACUGUACAAGCUGUUUAAUUGUAUCUUACAUUACCAGCAUUAUUUAUCGUUAAUUUUAGCACAUCUGUUUAGAUAGCUCAUGACACAUGUGUAAUCUGUGUUAACGGUUCAACAUUCAUAACCCACUGCAGUGUCUUAUUUCUUUUGAACACCGAUACACUGCCCUGGAUGAUAAUGACAAAAUGUACAUUGACAUAGUGCAUGACACCCAAUGUGUGGCUCUUAAUGAUCAUUAUACUCUUGCAUGGUGCUGUGUAGAACUGCAGGGAUGUGGUCUUCAGGGUUAAUUUUUUUUUUUUUUUUUUUUAAACCUCAGAUUAACUACAAAGUACAGGAGAAGGAUGGACUGGUGAUGUAAAUCAGAUAUGUGUUUAUUUGUUUAUUAUUUAGCAUUAAUUUAUUUUUUCUUCAUUUUCAAAAUUGAUCUUUUUUGGUUUGACUGAGUUGUGGUUUCACCAAUAAAAACAAAAUAUGUAAUUAUGUUAUUAUAACCGUUAUUGUUAGACUUCCUUGUCAAAGAUGUUCAUUAUAUCAGGGUUUGGCAAUGUGCUGUAUCAGAAUAAUGAAGAAACACCCAAAUUGAAUUGAAACUUUAUACAGUAUACAGUAGUUCUUUCAAGACAACUUCACAUUGAUCAACAUUAAACUGUAUAUUUAAAAGAAAACAGUAAAGAAAUGAAAUAAGUACACUUCCAUGCUGAAUACAGUAAUUACGUGCCCUUUCUCUUGAAAAACAUAUCCAGCAUAGAUUGCUUCAUAUUUUUCAUGCUUUUCUCAAUUCACGCCGUUUGAAUCUUGUUACCUCCUCACGCCUGUUGCCAUGGUUGCAGUUUGUGUGGAGAUGGCAAUGGUUGCAUACGUCACACAUGAUUCGCACUACAAUAGGUUAUCUAUGAAUCAGCCUUAUCUUCGAAUUAGCCUACCAAGGUCUUUGUUUUCACUGAGAGAAUAACACAUUCACACUGGAGAAAGUUCAGUGUCAGUCAUUACCGAGGUCGUUUUAUCCGGGUAGAUUUUGUAAAAGUGAUCGUUCUAAUAAGGCUAAUUUUGAAAAAAACAGUUCUUGCUGCUUGGAUUGUUAAAAAAAGUGGGUUUGUUAUAGUGAAGUUUUGAUAUAUAUAUCUUGUUUAUAUUAACUUUUUAGUGGUUCAUUGUAACACUUUUUUUCAUAAAUUCCUGUAUUAGAAGAUUCAGAAACUUGUACCACCGAUUUAAAUUGAAGGUACCUAAAACAGCAUUGAAAAAUGCAUCAAUAAAGUAUCUUAAGGCUUAAUCAUUCAGUAUUGUUCUGUAGUUCUACUGUACAUGUAUGCAGAUUACUCUGGGAACUCUACGGUAAUUUAAACAAAGGUGACAUAUUUGUACACCAUCGGAUUAGUUUAAUACCUUGGCAAGUCUCAGUGUAACCAAUUUACCUUAGGUGGGAGGCUUUGGUUCAACUCCAUAUCUCCCUCAAUUAUAAGCUGGACAGCUUCUUGAAUGUCCCAUUUGGAUAUGGAGAGAGCACUUCUGGCAUCUGUUAUACUGCAUGUGGGGAACAUUUCCAGAAGAAGCUGCACCUGCUUGUCCUCCUCAUUGGAAACUUCCUUGAAAACAAAAGAUACAAAAUGCAAUGCUUGUAGUUGAUUUUAUUUUACUCCUCUCACUUACCAGACUACCAUUUAUUAAGUGCAUGUAACUCAGCUAAGCUUCUAGUAUCAUCUAUUUGCAUAUUUAAACAAAUACUCUAUUACCUUUGCUGUAGCUCCCUCUGGCUGUGCUGAAGAGUAGUGCUUUUCAUUUAUAAAGGACCAAUCUGUACUGGAAUCACAUUUGUUAGCUGAUGAAACUUCAGCAGGUGUCUUUGGGGUGACAUGUUCUGUCCCAAAUAAUAAUAAAACAAAAUAAAUAAAUGUAACUUGAGAGAAUGGAUUGCUGAUAUUUUCCACCACAAAUCUUGCUUCCAUAAAAUCAUCCCCAAAAAAUAAAUAAAUACCAAUGUGUUAG